Messenger RNA from Gossypium arboreum, 1883 nucleotides. RefSeq names its product small GTPase LIP1-like. Lineage: Eukaryota; Viridiplantae; Streptophyta; Magnoliopsida; Malvales; Malvaceae. Gene Ontology annotation, cellular component: endomembrane system. The record is from RefSeq and is a predicted model, not a curated record. Gene Ontology annotation, biological process: intracellular protein transport. Bases 584 to 1594 code for a protein of 336 amino acids. The transcript is spliced from 7 exons. Gene Ontology annotation, molecular function: GTP binding; GTPase activity.
GUAAAUAUGAAGCGCUUUCUAGCGCGUGAAUGGAACGUUCCUGCUUCAAGUUUCUCUGUUUAAUCGAUCCGUAUCAAACAACAUGAAAUACAAGUUAAAAUCAGUCCCUCCGAAAAUCAAAUCUGGAUCCCUACUUUAGCUAAUUUCUUUUGUUUUAUCUUUCUAAUCAUCCUAUAAACCCCACUAAAAACAACGAUUUAUAUAUAUAUUUUAGAAAAAUAUAGUUUUAAACCCAAGUUUAAUCAACUGAGAUUUGGAAGCUCUAAACUGAAAUUUAAAGAGAAAUCCACUUAUUGUCUCUCGAUUUAAAUAUACCCAUUCAAAGAAGGUCUAUUUUGUUAGAUCCAAUUUGAUUCAGAAUGAUGAGUUUCGUGAUCCUGGAUUCGGGUGUAGAUCUUGGGUGGAUUUUGGUCUGAGAUGGAUGUUAGUUCGAAAUAUUGGGUACCCAUUUCAAGAAAUUGUUCCUCUCCUUUGAAUUUGUGCCUUCUUUUAUGGGAUUUUAUUAGUGUUGCCAUCGUUUGUAGAGUUGAGUUAGGCUAGGUUUUUUCUUUUUCGGUUGUGACAAAAAAAAAAACAGAAAAAAAUGUUUCGGAGGGAACGUGAAAGGGAAUUCAAAGAGUUUAAUGGAGGACCUCCUUGUGGGCAAGUCAGAGUUCUUGUUGUUGGUGAUUCAGGUGUGGGGAAAACUUCUCUUGUUCAUCUGAUUGUCAAAGGUUUUUCCACUGCUUGUCCUCCUCAAACUAUUGGGUGUACAGUUGGUGUGAAGCAUACCAAAUAUGGUAGUCCUGGUAGCUCAUCAAGUAGCUUGAAAGGGGAUGCUGAGAGAGAUUUCUUCAUUGAACUUUGGGACGUGUCAGGACACGAGCGAUACAAAGAUUGCCGAUCUCUUUUCUAUUCUCAAAUUAAUGGUGUUAUUUUUGUACACGAUCUUUCCCAAAGGAGAACAAAAACAAGCUUGCAGCAGUGGGCAUCUGAGAUUGCAACAACUGGGACAUUUUCGGCUCCUCUAAGCUCUGGAGGCCCCGGGGGACUUCCUGUCCCAUAUAUUGUUAUUGGUAACAAAGCUGAUAUUGCUGCUAAAGAGGGUACAAGAGGUAGCAGUGGGAAUCUGGUUGAUGUAGCUCGUCAGUGGGUUGAGAAGCAGGGUUUGCUUCCAUCUAGUGAGGAACUCCCAUUGACCGAGAGUUUUCCUGGUAGUGGCAGCCUUAUUGCAGCUGCCAAAGAAGCAAGAUAUGACAAGGAAGGUUUAAUGAAAUUUUUUCGUAUGUUGAUCAAGAGACGGUAUUUUUCAGAUGAUUUAUCGACCCCGAAUACAUGGUCCAUAUCUCCUGCUCUGAGGACUUCUCAAUGUCUGGAUGAAUAUUCUGAUGAUGAUCAUCAGUUGUACAGGCGUACAAGUUUGAGCGGUGACCCUUACAAGUACAACAUGCUUCCUCCCUUACCUGCACAACGCAACCUUACUCCACCUCCCACGCUUUACCCUCAACAGCCGGUUUCAGUGACUGAGAAUUACAGCAUCCCACGAUUCUCCUUUACCGGUUCCCAAGAAAUCAACAGCAGCACCAGAUCGAAGCGUGCGGAUAUUAAUGUCUGAUGUAAUAUCGUGUCCGGUGUUUGCUACAAGACAAUCACUAUUGCUGGGAGGUUAAAAUAUUGUGUGUUGGCCAUAUUAUGCUUUCCUCCAUAAUUUUUUUUACCUUUAUGCUUGUAUAACUGGCAUGCCGAUUCUUUUAUAUCCCCAGGGCCUCCCCCAAAAGAUCAUUUUUUGUUUCACACGGCCUCCGUUUUUGGGGUUUUUUUUUUUUUUAUAACAGUUUUACUGGUUGUAUAAUUAUUAAUUGUUUACCCCAAAGCCAAAAUAUAGGUGAUGCAUUUCAAUCAAA